This is a messenger RNA of Glycine soja, 494 nucleotides long. Its product is annotated as protein DMR6-LIKE OXYGENASE 1-like. The transcript has a single exon. The record is from RefSeq and is a predicted model, not a curated record. Gene Ontology annotation, molecular function: dioxygenase activity. The coding region runs from base 12 to 494 and encodes 160 amino acids. NCBI's taxonomy places the organism in Eukaryota, Viridiplantae, Streptophyta, Magnoliopsida, Fabales, Fabaceae.
UCUCCGACAAGAUGAACUCCUUUCAGUUAGCAAAUGAGUCUUCUUCUCUCCUUUCCUUAUCUCCAAAAUUUAUCCUCCCAGAAGAUAAAAGGCCACAACUUUCAGAUGUUACUUCACUGGACUCAAUUCCCAUAAUUGAUUUGAGUGAUCACGGUUAUAAUGAUGACAACCCUUCAUCCUCAUUGAUGGUUCAGAAGAUAUCACAAGCUUGUGAGGAAUAUGAAUUCUUUCAGAUAGUGAACCAUGGCAUUCCUGAACAAUUUUGCACCAAAAUGAUGACAGCAAUUACUGACCUCUUCAAUCUUCCUCCAGAGCAAAUAGGACAGCUCUACACAACAGAUCCUCCCAAGAACACAAAACUUUACAACAAUUACCUUCAUGUGGAGGGUGGAGAAAAGGUUAAAAUGUGGAGUGAAUGCUUCAGUCAUUAUUGGUAUCCUAUUAAGGAUAUUAUUCAUCUUCUGGCACAAGAAAUAGGGACUCAAUAUGGGUGA